GAACCAAACCCUAAACCUGAGGUUGCCACUGCAUCUCACUCGCAGGGUUUUCGAAGAUUUAAGAACUAGGGUUUCUUCCCCUUUCGCGACUCAUGGCUCCUAAAGCUGAUAGUUCAAAGAAGGCCGAUGCUAAGGCACAAGCCUUGAAAACUGCUAAGGCAGUUAAGUCAGGUGCUACCUUUAAGAAGAAGGCCAAAAAGAUCCGAACUUCUGUCACCUUCCAUCGGCCAAAGACUUUGAAAAAGGAUAGGAACCCCAAAUACCCCCGCAUUAGUGCUCCACCCAGGAAUAAGCUUGAUCACUAUCAGAUACUGAAGUAUCCUCUCACAACUGAGUCCGCAAUGAAGAAGAUUGAAGACAACAACACUUUGGUGUUCAUUGUUGACCUGCGGGCUGACAAGAAGAAGAUCAAGGACGCAGUGAAGAAGAUGUAUGAUAUUCAGGCCAAGAAAGUCAACACCUUGAUCAGGCCUGAUGGGACCAAGAAGGCUUAUGUCAGGUUGACACCUGACUAUGAUGCCCUGGACGUAGCCAACAAGAUUGGAAUUAUCUAAAUUAAUACCAGGCAUCACCGAAUUCGAUUUCUGUUUAGAUGGUAGUUUGUUUUGUGGUGAUCUGAGGUAGACAUUUGAAACAAAUUAAGUUCUAAAUUUUGCGGUUUGUUAUCUGGUGUAUUUUAGUUCAAUUGGAAUUAAAUUUAUCUUUGUUACAAUUUCCAGUUUGAUGAGUAAAUGAGUUAUCAUGAUUCAUUCUUCAGUUA
Messenger RNA from Vigna unguiculata (cowpea), 760 nucleotides. RefSeq names its product large ribosomal subunit protein uL23. NCBI's taxonomy places the organism in Eukaryota, Viridiplantae, Streptophyta, Magnoliopsida, Fabales, Fabaceae. Gene Ontology annotation, molecular function: rRNA binding; structural constituent of ribosome. The record is from RefSeq and is a predicted model, not a curated record. Gene Ontology annotation, cellular component: ribosome. Gene Ontology annotation, biological process: translation.